Molecule: messenger RNA, 2600 nt
Organism: Nymphaea colorata (pocket water lily)
Lineage: Eukaryota; Viridiplantae; Streptophyta; Magnoliopsida; Nymphaeales; Nymphaeaceae
Exons: 13
Coding region: 142-2490 (782 amino acids)
Biological process (GO): protein phosphorylation
Cellular component (GO): chloroplast
Molecular function (GO): ATP binding; protein kinase activity
Source: RefSeq, a predicted model, not a curated record
CCGCCACUUUGCUUUCCGCUGUACCAAACGCUCUCUGCGUCUUGAAGAGCCAGACAGGGGAGGUUCGACGAUUUAGCUUCUGGAUUGCGAUAUUAGAGAUCUUCUCGUCCGGAGGAGGGUAACGUUUCCGGCUGGACUUCCAUGGACGCGUCUCAGCUCCUCUGCCUCAGAAGCCACCCGUUCGGUUGUGCUUCAUUUCGUUCUUCCACUGAAGAAGCGAAGAGGAGGGAAGCGGGAAGGCGUGCUUCCCGCCUCCAUGGAGGAUCCAAGAUAUGGACCGUCGCGGCCGUUGCGACGGAGGCGGAGACUAGGGGGACGGUGGCGACGGCCAGAACGGGCGUGUCAAAGAAAAUGGGGGAGGUCUCCGAUGAAAUUAAGCGGGUUCGGGCGCAAAUGGAGGAGAACGAGCAGUUGGCGACGUUGAUGAGGGGCCUCCGUGGCCAGAAUCUCUCCGUUUCCCAGUUCGCCGCCGAUGACGUUCAGAUGCGUUUCGUGGAGAUCGCUGAUGGUCAGGAUGGGGAAACCCUGCCUCUGGUAUACGAUCCUGCCAUUAUUUCCGCGUACUGGGGGAAGCGCCCCAGAGCAGUGGCUACGCGAAUUGUUCAGUUGUUGAUGGUUUCGGGCGGUUUUCUUUCACGCGUUCUCUUGGAUGUCCUUAACAAGAAGAUCAAAGAGAAUGAAGUUGCAAGGGCUAUUGAGUUACGGGAGAUUGUGACAUCUUUAGGUCCAGCAUAUAUCAAGCUUGGUCAAGCCUUGAGCAUCCGACCAGAUAUAUUUUCCCCUGCUGCUAUGACGGAGCUGCAAAAGCUUUGUGAUAAGGUUCCUUCUUUCCAAGAUAAUGUUGCAAUGUCUCUCAUUGAAGAAGAGCUCGGUUGUCCCUGGAAUGAGAUAUAUUCUGAACUCUCUUCCUCACCCAUUGCUGCUGCAUCUUUGGGACAAGUAUACAAGGGUCGGCUUAAAGAAAAUGGGGAUGUUGUAGCAGUUAAAGUACAGCGUCCUUUUGUACUUGAGACUGUAACCAUUGAUCUAUUUAUUAUUCGGAAGUUUGGAUUGGUACUUCGGAGAUUUCCCCAGGUCUCAAUUGAUGUUGUUGGGCUGGUGGACGAGUGGGCUGCCCGUUUUUUUGAAGAACUUGACUAUGUGAAGGAGGGGGAGAAUGGGACACAUUUUGCUGAAACAAUGAUUAAUGAUCUUCCUCAGGUUGUCAUUCCCAGGACAUAUAGUAAAUUCACCUCGAGAAGGGUCCUUACCACAGAAUGGAUAGAGGGUGAAAAACUAUCACAAAGUACUGAAAGUGAUGUUGGAGAGCUGGUCAAUGUUGGAGUUAUAUGCUACCUAAAACAGCUGCUUGAUACUGGAUUUUUCCAUGCUGAUCCACAUCCAGGAAAUCUGAUCCGAACUCCAGAAGGAAAGCUGGCCAUACUUGACUUUGGACUCGUGACUAAGUUGACAGAUGAUCAAAAAUAUGGGAUUAUUGAAGCAAUAGCUCACCUCAUUCAUCGUGAUUAUGCUGCCAUUAUUAAGGACUUCGUUAAGCUUGGUUUCAUUCCAGAUGGUGUCAACUUAGAACCAAUCCUGCCUGUUUUGGCUAAAGUCUUUGAUCAAGCACUUGAAGGAGGAGGGGCGAGGAACAUCAAUUUUCAGGAGUUGGCAUCAGAUCUAGCCCAAAUUACAUUUGACUACCCAUUUCAAAUACCUCCUUAUUUUGCACUGAUAAUCAGAGCUAUUGGUGUGCUUGAAGGCAUAGCUUUAGUGGGGAACCCUGAGUUUGCUAUUGUUGAUGAAGCUUAUCCAUACCUUGCCCAGAGGCUGUUGACUGACGAGUCCCCUAGGCUGAGGAGUGCGUUGCGCUAUAUAAUAUAUGGAAAAACAGGCGUUUUUGAUGCAGAAAGAUUUAUUGAUGUCAUGCAAGCAUUUGAGAAUUUCAUAACAGCAGCUAAAAGUGGAGGUGGGGAGAGCCUCAAUGGAGAUAUGGCUGGUCUUGGAAUUUUAGAAAGCCAGAAUGGAUUUUUGUCGAUGGUGUCAUCUAAUGCAUCUCAGCCUGACCAAGUUCGGACAAGAGCUGCAUUAGCUUUCCUUCUAUCGGAGAAGGGGAAUUUUUUCAGAGAGUUCAUUUUAGAUGAAAUUGUAAAGGGGAUUGACGCUGUUUCUAGAGACCAGCUGGUUCAAAUAGCUGCUGCUUUUGGAAUUCAAGGCUCUGCUCCCAUUUUCGGCAUGUUUCCGACGUUUGGGCCUUUAAAGCCCAGAGUCUUGCUGCCUAGAAUAACAGAGGAGGACAAGGUCUCGUUAAACAACGUCCAAAUGAUUGUCAAGUUUCUAACAAGCGGGACUUCAGCGACAAGAACAAUGGGCCAGGAAGUAAACGUCCUACACGUUGCGCAGGAGUUGCUUCCAGUCUUGCCAAGCAUCUCAGCUCGUGUACUUCCUGAGGUGAUCAAUCGUCUAUCUUCAAGGGUAAUGGCACGCCUGCUGCGCGAGUUGUUUCUAUAGCCUGCUAAAUUGAUAAUUAAAAAAUGUAUAUUGUUGCAUGUCCAAUUUAAUUAAAAUUCUGUAUACGUGCUUGUCUUUAAUCAAUUCAUAUUAGAUGCGCAUUGUUUUGA